Molecule: messenger RNA, 9820 nt
Organism: Biomphalaria glabrata
Lineage: Eukaryota; Metazoa; Mollusca; Gastropoda; Planorbidae
Product: neuromedin-U receptor 2-like
Exons: 9
Coding region: 1619-3199 (526 amino acids)
Biological process (GO): neuropeptide signaling pathway
Cellular component (GO): plasma membrane
Molecular function (GO): neuromedin U receptor activity
Source: RefSeq, a predicted model, not a curated record
UCGGUUGUCCUCCAUCGGUGAGCUCGCGCUAACUCUAUCAACCACUCACUCGUCCGCACGCACACAAUACAAGAAAAAAAAUAACUCCCAUCAAACUUUGUUUAAGGGGGGAUAAUUCUUUCUGAAAAGGAUAUUUUCUGUGACACUCUAGUACGUUGCUUAGAUUCGCUCACAAGUUAUUGUUAUUAAUAAACAACAAACAUAUCAUGUGGCAUUCAUUAUUCGCUAAUUAAAAACAUGCAAAGAGUUAGUGUACAGUUUGGUUGGAUUAUUUGCUAGUUAUUUCAUUCAUAUUUGAUGAACUUAAUAAGGUUUCUGUGUUUAACUUCAAGGAUUUAAGUGUGCUGUUGACAAUUUGCAUAUAUCCAGAACAUAGAUAAUUGGAUUUCACGUUUCCGACUAGCUUGAUGACCAGCUCUCUAGGAGUCGAACGUUGACCCAGAUAGAGUUACUUCCGUGAAUUUCAAACGGAUGUUGAUUAUUUACAGAAUGCUGGGAAGUCUUGCGCAGACAUUGGAUAUCUAGGCACAUAUCUUGCUAAGUAAAGAGCCUUCAGGUCAAUGAGAUCAACUGGAAGUAUAGAUGAAAUUAAGACUUGAUCACUAGCUACAUAGAAGUUCUGCUGAUGACGUUUGAGAAGAAAUUAUUUACAUAAAACUUUGAUGUAGACAUUGUACAUUACUUAGAACCAAACCCUUAGUUUUCUCAUCUCAAUAUAUAUAGUCUGUGUAUCUGUAGAACAAGACGUCUAUAUGUAUAUAUAAGCUCUUUAUUGUUACACAAAAUAUUCCAAAAAUGGCUGGAUUUAUUUCAACGAAGGACUCAGCAACGGACAUACAAGUGAGCUUAUUUCUACACAUUAAUUUGGAUUAAAGAGUUUUAAUGUCAAGAACCAUGGUCAACCAAUGGACUAUGUAUAAAUUUCGUCAGAACUUGAGUGAUACCGUUGUGAUUAUAAAUAUCGUAUUUAUGUGCACUGUGUUUUCUUACUAGCCUAGCUAUGUCUGUUACUUAAGUCUUUGAACAAACAACUGGAUUACUGAGCAAGUGUUUUAGUAGUGAUUUUGUAAAGCUUGAGUUCCAACCAUGCGUCCAUCUAGGUGACUCCUUUCAUUAGUUUAGGUGACCAUUUAGUUGACCCCUUGAACCCAUCUAGUUGACCCCGUGCAUCCAUCAAGGCACACCUUGCAUCCCUGUUGUUGACCCCUUGCAACCAUCUAGUUGAUCCAUUGCAUCCAUCUUGUUGACCCCUUGAAUCUAUUAGUUGAAAGCUUGAAUCAAUCUAGCUGGCUCUUUGCAUACGUCAAGGUGACCCUUGCAUCAAUCUAGCUGGCUCUUUGCAUACGUCAAGGUGACCCUUGCAUCAAUCUAGCUGGCUCUUUGCAUACGUCAAGGUGACCCUUGCAUCAAUCUAGCUGGCUCUUUGCAUACGUCAAGGUGACCCUUCCAUCCACCUAGUUGGCUCUUUGCAUACGUCAAGGUGACCUUUGCAUCCAACUAGUUGUCUCUUUGCAUACGUCAAGGUGACCUUUGCAUCCACCUAGUUGGCUCUUUGCAUCAAAUAGACCACCUUGCAUCGAUCAAAGACAUCUCCUUGCAUCCAUCUAGUUCAUUCCUAAUGGAUACAUCAGUUCCGAACCUCUUCUUCCCAAACACGACACUGGAUAUCUACCAGAAUGCCACCACGGAUAUUAACCAGCUGCUGGUGGAAACACUGGGCCAGAAGAGAAAGGAUAUCGUCUCGGCCGUGGCCCUGACCUUCGUCUAUUCGAUCAUCUUCCUAUCCGGAAUGGUGGGCAACAUCUGCACGUGCCUGGUCAUCGCGAGGUCACACUCCAUGCAGACGACCACCAACUAUUACCUGUUCAGCCUCGCAGUCUCAGAUUUAUUGCUCAUUUUUUUCGGUCUGCCCCCGGAGCUGUACGCCAUCUGGGAGGCGUACCCGUGGAGGCUCGGGGAGCCCUUCUGCUACCUGCGCCAAACGGUGCUGGAGCUGACCUCCUAUGCCUCUGUGCUCACCAUCACUGCCUUCACGGUGGAGCGGUACCUGGCCAUUUGCCACCCUCUGCUAGCGCACAAGAUCACAGCCCUAUCCAGGGCAGUCAAAAUUAUUAUCACCAUCUGGACAGUGUCCGUAGGAGUGGCCUUGCCCUACGCCGUCCACACCCGCAUUUACUACGGGGUGGUGAUCCCAGGCACCGACAUUCCUGUGCCGGACUCUCUCAUCUGCAGCAUCCCGCAACACUUCCUGUCCGGCUUUAUGUACUACAUGUUCCAGGUGUCCACUUUCCUUUUCUUCAUCGGACCGGUCACUUUGAUCGUCAUCUUGUACAUCAUGAUUGGCAUCGCCCUCCGGAGGUCUCCGCUGUCCAGGGCGUCGUCCGACGAGAAGCGGUACUCCAGUAUGCACUCCUCGUCCAGCCUGCCGCACCAGCCCCGCAGAGUGGUCAUUAGGAUGUUAGUUGCUGUGACCGCUGCCUUUAUAAUCUGCUGGGCACCUUUCCACACCCAGAGGUUGAUGAUCUUGUAUGUUUCUCUCUGGACGCCUCACAUGCUGGCUGUCCAGUCUCAUAUAUUUUACAUCUCAGGUGUGUUAUAUUUUGUGAGUUCUACUGUAAAUCCUAUUUUGUACAAUGUCAUUUCAAAGAGGUACAGGGCAGCUUUUAAACAGAUUAUCUUUCCUUGUUGUCACGGUAGCCCACAAAACACCACCAGUAUUGCAAGGCAUUCUGAGAGGUUCUCAAAGUCUCAGGCGAUGGUCGUCUUGAAAAAUGGCCAUGACAGUUUACGAGUUGUGUUCAGGCAGGACUCUAUCAACAAGACUCCAAACAUGCAGUCGACGCCCCUGAACGGAAGAGGACAGGAUAACGACGACGAAGCCCCGGUGAUCCAUUCCUCCAACAGCUCUGAGGACAGCGUGGGCCUCCCUUCCACGGACCAAUCCCCGGGCCGGCGGGCUGACCCGAGGUCCGUUGAGCUCGAGUCCGAGGACCCCGCCGGACAUUACGUCAUCAAAAACAAGGCGGCUGGUAUAGAGUUUCAGUUUCUGACCAGCAGCAGAAGGACAGUCGAGGAACUGAGGAAAGCGGAGAGGCCAAGGAACAGCUACGCCCAUCAGGUCAAUGGUCGCGCCUGCUUCAAGCCAGACUCCGUGGCCUUUACCAAAUGUGAUCCGAACCAUAAAUCUGUGGUUAGAUAAUUGGAACACUUUCUUAAACAUUUUUCAAAUUCAUUAUGUAAAAUAUGACUUUUAUUUCGAAUGUAACCGUUUUUUUUUCUUCCCUAUAAAAAUGUAUCUGUUCUACUGUACAAUAUUGAUUGUAAAUAUUUUGAUUACUGGUUAUGGAAUUGAUGCUAAAUCUUUGUGUUUUCAUCUUGGCCGCUAUAUUUUCUAAUACGUUGCUACAAAUUUUACCUUUGAGUAUAUAUGUAAAAGUAUAAAUGAUGUUUGCCUGACUUGUUUCUUUUAGCUUUAGACUAUUAUCUUUAGACUCUUUUAUCCUGUGACGGUACUUUUUAGAUUUUAAUAUUUGUCGACUCUAUUAUUUGAAGACUCAAGUAUUUGUAGACUUUAUUAUUUGAAGACUUUAGUAUUUGUAGACUCUAGUAUCUGUAAGCCUUAAUUAUAUGUAGACUCUAUUAUAUGAAGACUUUAUUAUAUGUAGACUCUAGUAUCUGUAGACUUUAUAAUCUGUAAAAUGUAUUAUCUGAAGACUUAAGUAUCUGUAAUCGCUAAUAUCUGACCAACUUAUUAUCUGUAAACUCUAUUUUUGAAGUCAUUAGUAUCCGUAGACGUUAUUAUCUGAAGACUCUAUUAUCUGAAGAGUCGAUUAUCUUUAGACUUUAUUAUCUGAAGACUCUAGUUUCUGAAGACUAGUAUCUGUAGAAUCAAGUAUCUGGGAACAGAAACUUCGUAGAUUUGUUAGUUUAGUGAAACAUCGUUUUACAAAACUGGACAGCCACAAAACUGCAACAACAAAAUACAGGUUUAUAAUAGAUACAUAGUUUCACCGUGGAGACAGUAGUUGCCGCGCCUUGUUUAACAUUUCCAUUAGGGAACUUUCAGAUAGUUCGUAACACUCUGCUUUUCAGAGAUCCCUAAACUGUAUGGUGAAAUACAUGCACUACGGGAAAUAGCAGGGUUUAUGUCCAGGGUUUUCGCAAUAGAAGAUUUGAACCUCUCAAGCCGUCACUCAAAUAUAGUUUGAUGAAUAUGAUACCAUUUUAUCCAUUUUAUCUAAAUCUUCAAUAGCUUUCAUGACCGUAUCUUAUUUUCAUUAUAAUGACUUUGAUUAUUGAGCCUUAUUUAAUCUUGUUGUCACAACAACAUUCGGAUGGUAUGACGUCACGAUGUGUUGUGAUGCCGGGGAUUUUACUUGAAUUCAAUAGUUAACAAAAAAUGAAGAUCUAGAAUCACAAUUGACAAUUCUUUGAUAAAACAAAACUCUGGAACUUUAUUAAAUACAACGUAAGUACAGUUUAUGUACAAAUUACAAAUCAAUGAGCAUGAAACAUAUUACAAAGGCUUUUCAAACAGAGCUCUUCGAAACACGACUGACUACAAAGGCAUUCUUUUAUCGACUGACUUUUCUUUCUUACUCCCGCCAAUUCUCUGGCGCUAACUCUUUUCAAAAAUGUCUUUGUUUAAAUUCAAAUCAACCAAUAGAUUUCAAACAUACUAAUUAAGUCCCUUGGGUAAAUCCUGACUUGAAUGACAAGUGUCUAAAUUUGAGGAUUAAAUCCCGAGACUCAUGUCGAGGGCUUAUAUUACUUUCAAAAGUGAAAUGUACAAACAAUUCUAUAAUGUAAUCUGUGACACUUGUAUACCGAAAUUCAUCUUAAUCUUUAUGACCUUUUCUUAAAGUAUACAUAAUGUAAUGAUCGUGUAAAAACAAACAAAUUGAAUGAUUUUUUUCAUAGUGCAUGUGAAGUCUAGUUACACUUUCUGUCAUGUCAACAUGUCAAAUGUGUAUAUACACUUUUUGUUGGUCAUUAUUCCUUGAUCGGUUAUUGGUCAGUCAUUUUGACAAGAUGUACAUUCAAAACAAUGUUCCUGUGAUAAGAAUGAAACGGGAACACGACAAUUGGUUCAUACGACAAUUGGUUCAAAUGACAAUUGGUUCAAACGACAAUUGGUUCAAACGACAGUUGGUUCACGCGACAGUUGGUUCACACGACAGUUGGUUCACGCGACAGUUGGUUCACACGACAAUUGGUUCAUACGACAAUUGGUUCAAACGACAGUUGGUUCAAACGACAGUUGGUUCACGCGACAGUUGGUUCACACGACAGUUGGUUCACGCGACAGUUGGUUCACACGACAAUUGGUUCACACGACAGUUGGUUCAAACGACAAUCGGUUCACGCGACAGUUGGUUCACACGGCAGUUGAAUCACGCUACGAUUUGGAUCACGCGACAAUUGGUUCACGAAAUAAGGUUCACAGGACGAAUGACUCACUGUGGUUUACAGAGAAAUCGCUUCUAUCCAGUGGACGAUUUGAAUGAAUUGUUCUUCGAGCCAUUUGUCGUGUGGACCUUUUCCUAUGAACGAAUUCUCGGUGAACAGUUAUUUUGGUCGGGAGAAUGACCGGUCGUGAACGAAUUGCAUGCGAAUAAUUAGUCAUGAAACCAGUUUUAAUUGAUCCAGACGUGGCGACGAUAGAAUUAUAAUUGAAUGCUCUAGCUCAGUGAUGCCCAACCUAUUUCAAUCUGCGGGCCAUUUUAAUUUCCAACACAAGUGUCGCGGGCCACUUGAUGGAAAAGAUGCAAAUACUAUAUAAAAUUGACCUGAAACUAUUUUAUUUCAAACCCGAGGAUCUAGUACUUACAUGGAAGUAUUGGGAUAUUUGAAUUUUCUCUUUACACUUUAAAAAAUGGCCUAAGUUCUGUUUGUAUUUUGUUAUUCUUGUUUUUUUUAAAAAACAGCCACACUUUCUUUAUAAAAAGAAAAACAUGUUGACUAGCAAUGGUAUCAUGUUCUACAAAAAAGUAAAGAUCCGUUCACUUUUCCUAGUCUAUAGUCCUAUUUCAUGAACUCACAAAUGUUAAAUCCAUGGUAGUAAUCCAUUAGAAGAACAGCGAGGGCCCUAAAGUUGUUAAAGAUACAUUUGAACAUUUUUUUUUGGGGGGGGGGGGAGGGGGAAUUUUCUAUAUUUUGUGCCGAUGUUUCGGCGGGCCGGAUGGAAGCAUAUCGAGGGCCGGAUGUGGCCCGCGGGCAGUAUUUUGGGCAUCACUGCUCAAGCUAAAGGCCUCAGUAUGUGACGAGAUUAUUCCCUAGAGAAAUUGUAGACACUAAGAAAUUGUGUAUUUUUAUGAUUUCACGUGAGAAGUAGCAAGAAAUGUCGUUAAAAAAAAAACAAAAAAAAAUUCUCGGAUUUUCACAUUUAUUUAUAUGAAAGUCUGAGACAAAUUUUGGUCCGAAAAAACAAAUAAGAGCAACAAAAACAAAAUGACAACAAAAAAUAAGAAUGUAUUUAUGUAGAAAUGAGAUCUCCAUAUAAAUUCUGUAUUCGCAUUUUUUUUUUUAAGGUUGAUAUCUAUAUAGUAUUCCUUGUGUAGCUGUCACUUAGAUUCUCAAAGGGAGAGAAUACUGGACAAAAGCCGUAUGCUUGAGAACAACACAAACUGACUUAACUCUUUCUCUCCGUAAUUAUUUACCACAUUCUGGUGGAAUCAACGCUGGUAUCGUCAGUUAGGAGAGAAAGAGUUAAUGCUAAAAGAUGAAAUACUCAGAAUAAACAAAUUGUUAAGCAUACGUACAGAGAAGACUAAAGUUUGCCGCCAUUAGAAUUGAGUUUAAAUCUGACGGUAACAGAAGUGCCUUUUUUUAAAUUUCAUUUAUUCAACAGCAAAACUUAUAGUCAACAUUGUGACUAUAUAAAUGUAUAUAUAAAAUGAUUUAUAACUGUGUAGAAAUAGCUACAAAGAAAUGGCAUAUAGUGUUCCACUAAUGUGCACUGUUAUCCUUAACUCAAAGUUACAGUGAAACUCUACGAGUGCACUUCCCUUACUGAAAGAGCCCCUAUCACGUUAGGACCUUGCAUAUUUCAGCAGAUACCUUACAUAUAAGCCCGGGGCAGUUAUAAUGACAAAAAGCAAUUGUUGUUAUCGGGCGUUGACUAGUAGCACCAAACUAUUGAUAGACAAUCAAACCGUUGUGGGUGUAAUGUAUCUUAAUUAAAAGAGCUUCGAAUAACUUGAAUAACUUCCUUUUGUAAACAAUACACUUUUAUUUAUAAAAAAAAACAAAUUCAAGCUGAAAUGAGAUAAAAUAACUGUAGUUGAUUUUAGUAAUAAUAUUCUUUAACAAAAUCUCACUGCAAUGACACAACCUUUCAGUUUUACUUUCUGGAGAUGUUUCUUUUAAGACAAUGCCACCUAUGUUGCAUAAUUCACAACCAAUCACUAACCUCUUCCCACCGUCACCAUAGAAACACACACACACACUCCAUAACAGUCAUAAACUACAUUACCAAAUGAAAUGUUAUUAAUUUAAAAAUACAUUAAGUGCUUUUUAUUUCUUUCAACGUGGGAGGUUAAUAUUAAGGUAUGCCCCGCCCGCCUAAUUUUUUUUGGUUCAAUCCUUAACGAAGCAAACCCAAAGGGCUCAAUACAUUUCAAUGUUGUCAUUAUAUGGAGCGACAUUCGAUUGAGCGAUACAACUAACAGAGUCAUUCUGAGUACAUCAUAACUCCUAGAUCUACAUCUACCUUUAGUGCAUUUGUGUUUUUACAAAACUUUGGGGAUUAUUAAAAAAAAAUAAAUAAAUAAAUCGUUCUAAAAUCACAGAUGCUCCUAAUGGACGAUAUUGACUUCUAAACAGUUGACAAACAUAUAUACACAAGCAUUAAGCAAACACUCUCUCUCUCAGACCUAACCAGAGUAGCAAUUAUACAUAAAACACUGAACCAUAAUCUUCAAAUACAAAAACAAAAUUUAAUAAAAUACUCUGAAAGACACAAAGAUAAAGGCACACUCCUCAUCCCAUAUGCUAGGACAAAUUUGUACAAACACUCCUUCUUCCCUAGUACUAUUAGAGCAUGGAAUGGGUUGCCUGAGCUAGCCAGGAAAACCAGUGACUUGGCAGAAUUUAAGUCAUUGGUUAAUAUGCAUGACCAAAUGCAUGACGUGUAGGACGUAAUUAUUUUCUUUUUUGAAGUAACGUCUGUAUUAUAUAAGAUAAGAUAAGAUAAGUAUGCUUCUCCUUAGGCCUACCAAAUUAAAGGGUAGUGGCUUAUCUUUAUUGCAGUGCACCUUUUGUUUUAAUACAAUACCUCUAUUGAAGUUGUACAUUUUGAAUGUGUGAGCAAUACCUUCCGGGCAAAGUCUUAAAACCUGGGUGGACACGGUUCUCGGAAACGGCUUUUACGAUUUUCAUGGAAAUUUGACAGCUGAUGUAUAUCUUUGGGGAAAAAAAAUUUACUAGCUUGUAGGGCUCUUUGGAAAAGCUUGACCAUUAAAAUCUUUCAAAGUGUAAAAAAAAAAAAAAAAUAAUAAUAUAAAUUUGGGUAGAGGACUAUGAAAACUUAAAAAUAUUUUGUGCACCGUCUUCGAAGUCGGAAUGAGUAAGGGUAAAAAAAUGUUCCUUUUUUUUUUUUUACAAAUCUUUUAUCAACUGACUCUGUCUGUCUGUCUGUCUGUUUCUGUUUUUCUUGUUUUUUUUUAAAUUCUGGCUUUAAUUUAAGAAAUUGUUGACCUACGUCCUGGUGCAAACAGGACGGCUCGGAGUCGAAGCAGGAUGUGUUUGAAAAUAGUUGUAAGCGCUAACUAGACUACCAGGUUGGUCUUGUCCUCUCUACAGUAGUCAUACCAAGUCACAUAGAAGUAAAAUGUUUGUAAAAAGCUUUACAUGUUUUGGAUGCUCCUUCAGAGUUGGAGAUAAUCUACUUCCUAGCCGGGUGCAUCAAGGGAACGAACAAUAGUCGUCUGCUGAUAGCAGACAAACAGACAGCCAUCGAUUACGCUGCGGGACUCCCAAAUUUAGCAUUAAUAUGAAUUGCGAAUCAUUACUAAAGAAAGAAUUGCACAACAUUACUACAGAAAGCCAUUCAUUACGUUGUGAUACUUCAAAUUUGUCAUUAAUAGUAAUUAGGCACCAUUUCUAAAGAAAGAACUGCGCACCAUUUCUAAAGAAAGAAUUGCGCACCAUGAAUAAAAAAGAAUUCGAGAGUAUUACUACAGAAAGAUGACGAGCCACUUAGUAACAUUAUUUUGUGACAACCACAGUGUAGGUUCUGAUAAAUGUAAUCUAUUAGUUUAGGACUAGAUAUUAUAGAGUCUACAUCUAAGAAAUGUAAAAUGUGUUUGAGAUUAAAAUCUCAACUUGCAGUGAGCACUUAUACUGGCAUCCAAAUAUACAGCAGUACUUUUAAGUUAGCGUGUUAAUUUCACUUAGAAAAUGAUGUGUAAUUUAAUGUAAAUAUUUAUAACCAAGAUUAAAACACAAUACUUUUAUAUAUGUAUUAAAAAUAUACAAGUUUGUCUGUGAAUAGUUCUUUACUAUAAUUUCUUAUUAAAACUUGACACAUACUGUCUUCAUUAAAAUCAAUAGUUAGUAAUGACAUAUUGUACCGUCUAUUUUUGUGAGAGUGAUUGAUCUAGUAAGUAGAUGAUGCCUUGAUUAAUAUUGAUGUAUAUGAAUAACAAAAUGGUGCUGGACUGGUGAAAUCCAUGACAGAACUCAACAUUUUUUCUGAUCUUUUCUAUUCUUCGUAACUUUUAACUUAAAUGUGUUAAUAAUGAUGACAGAUACUGCUUCAACAUCUGGCAACUCUUGUGUACUUUUUAAACAAAAAUAAAAUACUGUAAACAUUAAAAAA